This is a messenger RNA of Pollicipes pollicipes, 558 nucleotides long. RefSeq lists its product as uncharacterized. NCBI's taxonomy places the organism in Eukaryota, Metazoa, Arthropoda, Thecostraca, Pollicipedomorpha, Pollicipedidae. The record is from RefSeq and is a predicted model, not a curated record.
UGCUCGCUGAUGCGCCAGGACAACGAGCUGUUCCGUCAGCUACUGGCGCUGAAUGACUCCAUCGAGGCGUUGAAGAGUGGCGAAGGCUCGCUCUCGCCCUCCUCAUCUCUCUCCUCCCUUCCCGACAUCGAGGAAGACUCCAUCUCCACUCCGUCCUCCGUGGUCAGCCACCAGAGCCAUCUAUCGUCAGACGCCGACAACUGCACGCCGGCGAAGGGAGACUCCGGUUCGGAGCGGUCAUUUUUCGCCGAGAUUCUCCACGUGACCGGCAUCACCAACUGGGUAAACAACAGGUCGAACAAGCAGGACAGCACGACUGCCAAUCAGGUGGCAUCACCUUCGCUCUGCCAGACGGCGCUGCCGUCGCCCCCUAUGCCAGAGAAGCCGGCUCGUCGCAGUGGACAUCGCAAACAAGGGUCUUGCGAUUCCGGCAUAGUCGACCAAGAACUUCGCGGACAAGCUUGAAGCUUGAAGUGAUACCAGACAUUGAAAUGCGCGCGCGCGCGUGUGCAUGUCUGAGUGUGCGUGUGUACACAUAUGUGUGUGUGUGUGCGUGUG